Messenger RNA from Pseudozyma hubeiensis SY62, 1773 nucleotides. RefSeq lists its product as hypothetical. Gene Ontology annotation, molecular function: protein binding. Lineage: Eukaryota; Fungi; Basidiomycota; Ustilaginomycetes; Ustilaginales; Ustilaginaceae. The transcript has a single exon. The record is from RefSeq and is a predicted model, not a curated record. Gene Ontology annotation, cellular component: nuclear pre-replicative complex. The coding region runs from base 1 to 1773 and encodes 590 amino acids. Gene Ontology annotation, biological process: DNA-templated DNA replication; rRNA processing.
AUGGCGUCGUCUUCAUCGGCUGCAUCGCUCUUUGCGACAGAGUGCUUGCUCUACUCUACGGCAUCCUCCUCGUCGCUGGUCGGAUCCAUGGGCCUCACCACCGUUGCCGCCCCUUCUUCCACCUCGGCUCUUUUCACUUUCAAAGGCGUCUCGGAUCCCGCUUUCCAUUCCGUCAGUAUCGUUCCGACGUCUCCCAACCCGGCCAUCUCAGGAACAGGCGGUCUCGUCCUCCAACUCGAAAAUAACAAAGCCGUGCUCAACAUCUUCUCAUGGCAACGUGACCAUCUCCUGCAACGCAUCAUCCUACCAUCCAAACUCUCUUGCAUCGCGUGCUCUGCAAAUGGCGAUCUCGUAGCGGGCGGCUCCUACGACGGUCGCAUCUUUCUCUGGCAGAUUGCUUCGGGCGAUCUCCUCGCCUCCUUCGAUGCCCACUACCGCUCCGUCACUGUGCUCAAGUGGACGUCGGACGGUGCAGGCCUCGUAACAGGCUCCGAAGAUGCAAGAAUCCUGGUAUGGAGUCUCGCAGGUCUCCUCGCUCCGCAUGACCAGACCAGUUCUUCCAUCACCAGCUCCGAACACAACCCAACUCCCUACUGCACCCUUGCCGACCACAAUCUUGCCAUCACCGAUCUGCACAUCUCGAAUGGUCGCUUCCCGCACCAGGUCAUGAUUCUUUCUAGCUCUAGUGACGCAAGCGUCAAGCUAUGGCAUCUUCCAACAAGAAGUCUACUUAGCACUUUUGUCUUUGAAGAACCAAUACACCGGGUUGCCCUUGACUGUACUGAGCGCUUCUUCUUUGCAGCCACCUCACCCACUUCUUCACACAAUCUCGUAUAUCGUAUCGAUCUCUUCCGCAAGCGCGAUACAUCCAGCAGAAUGGUCGAGACUACCCAAGCCACUUCAGGCUCUCAAUUCGACUUUGUCACCGAAGAGCUCAGAGGUGUCUCGUCCGUCGAGGCUUACGGAUUUGGCUCCGCAGCUGGGCCGACCACGGAACGCAUCCCCUCUGUCAACGAUGCAGCAGCUCGAGCGGCUGCCAACGGAUCCAGCAUCAUCUCUAUCCGUGAGCCGAUCUCCAGCAUGUGCCUCUCCGCCAGUUCCACAUCGCUCCUCGUCGGCGGUCUCGCCGGCAACCUGAUCGUCAUCGACGUAUCCAACUCUCAAAUCCUCCGGACAGUCUCGCUGCUCGGCAAUGCCAAAGCCAGUGCAAUCACGGGCAAGAACGCCGUCACGAACCUCGUGGUCCUUCCCAAGCCUCGAGACUUGCUCGGGCAUUGGGAGACCUCUUCGUCGUCUGGCGCUGGAUCUUCGAUGAACGGUUCGGGCGGUGCAAGCGGUGCCGGGGCAUCCGGCAACAUCCCCGUCCGACCGAUUGCCUCCAGCUUCAGUCAUCACGUGCUGGCGUCGGAAGAGGACCGUCUGUCCAAGCCAUACUUGACACGCAUCUCCGGUAGCAACGCCGGAGCCAUGUUCGAUGAAAGCAGCGUUGAUAGCUUCAUCAAUCCGGAAUGGGACAGCAAUCUCGUAUCCGACGAGCUUCUCGCCAGGUCAGCGCUGUCCUCAUUCACUUCCUCGCAAGCACCAUCGGGCGCGCCGACGAGCACCUCGGCUAUCAACGCUCAGACGGCUCAAGAAGCAGAGAGACUGCAAAAGGAGAACAAACUGCUCCGGUCUCAACUGAACCAAGCCAAAGCCAUCAACGACGAAAUGUGGUCUCGUCUCGUACAAGAUCGUCUCUCGGCCAACCACGUCGAUGUCGGCGCGAGCGAUUGA